AUGUGGCGCGGCGACGGCGCGACCGUCGAGCGCAAGUUAGCCCCGGACGGGAAAGUCUACUUCUCUUACGCCGACAUCGCGUCCGCCGUGUCCUCGGCCGUGCCGCGCGUCAAGGCCUUCGGGCCCGACGUCAUCGUGGCCAUCGGCGGCGGCGGCUUCAUCCCCGCGCGCAUGCUCCGGACCGAGUGCGCCGUGCCCAUCCUCGCCGUCAGCCUCGAGCUCUACGACGACGCGACGAAGACCGCGCGCGACACGGUCGAGCUCAAGCAGUGGUUCGACGAGGGCAGCGGCUUCGGCACGCUCGUCCGCGGGCGCCGCGUGCUCAUCGUCGACGAGGUCGACGACACGCGCACGACGCUCCAGUACGCCGUCGAGGAGCUGCGCCGGCGCAACGCGCCCGCGGCCGUCGCCGUCCUCGUCGUCCACAACAAGCGCAAGCCGAAACGCGGCGCGGUCCCGCAGGACGUCACCUACAUCGCCUGCGAGCACGUCGCGGAUCAUUGGAACUGCUACCCCUGGGACGCCGCGGCCUACGGCCACGCCAUCGACGAGCACGAGGCCCUCGCGCGCUCGUGCGCCGGCGAGUCCCGCAAGUUCCCCGGCGCCGCGUUCGCCGUCGUCGGCGCGAUCGUCGGCGCGGCCCUCGCGGCGCGCCUUAAGAACUAG
Molecule: messenger RNA, 666 nt
Organism: Aureococcus anophagefferens
Lineage: Eukaryota; Pelagophyceae; Pelagomonadales; Pelagomonadaceae
Exons: 1
Coding region: 1-666 (221 amino acids)
Biological process (GO): hypoxanthine metabolic process; XMP salvage; GMP salvage
Cellular component (GO): cytoplasm
Molecular function (GO): hypoxanthine phosphoribosyltransferase activity
Source: RefSeq, a predicted model, not a curated record